CCUGGAUGGCCUGGAACUCACUUAUGGUAAAACUUCUUCUUAGCAUCCUGAGUACCCUGAGUAGCUGGGACUUCAGGUGUGAGCCACAGUUCCUGGCCAAACUCUUCUUUUUGAGGUGUGAGGUAGAUAGUAAACAGAACACUAAACCAGGAAGCUGGAGAACCAAAUUUGUCUUGUUUUUUAUUGUGGACAUUAUGUCAGAGUCUUUAAGUUGGAGUCUUUCCUCAGUUCCUCUACCCCACAGAGCUGGAAGAAACCACGGAUUAUAUAUAGUCUUUGGUUAUUAGCUCUGCAGUUAGGCAAAAUUGCACUUUUUCUUUUUCUUUUUUUUUUUCCCUGAGACAGGGUUUCUCUGUGUAGCUGUGGCAGUCCCAGAACUCACUCUGUAGACCAGGCUGGCCUCGAACUCACAGAGAUCUACCUGCCUCUGCCUCCCGAAUGCUGGGAUUAAAGGCAUGCGCCACCACUGCCUGGCAAUCGAAGACUCUUUAGAUAACAAAUCAUUAUAGUUUCUGGGAUGUUCAUCUACAUAUGCUCAAAAAAAAAAAAAAGAUGGAGUCCAGACUAUUGGCAAGCCUACAAAAUCAAGAGUAAAUUUUUCAGUAUUUGGUUAUAUGAAGUUUUCCAUACACACUACCCCUUCCUAAGUAACCAUCAUAGUUGGUUACUUUUUUGUGUUCACUUGAUUGGGCUGAAAGAUGCCUGGAUAGACAGAUGUAAAACAUUUUUGGGUGUGUCAUUUGCAGGUGACCUGAGUAAAGAAGCCUGUCCUCACCGGUGUGAACAGAUGGAACAAUAAGGCACGGGGUAAAUUCACUCUGAGAACUGGGACAUCUCUCUGCGCCACACUCCAGUGAGCCUGUUUUCCACGGACUGGGCCAGCUCUUUUACAUCGUAGCUUUCCACUUUCAUCCCCUCCUCAGGCGGCCAGUCUCUGACACCUCCAGACUCUACCACUGGCUCCUCUGGUUCUCCAAAGCAUACCAACCAACUUUCCUGGGGCUGCAGAUGACAGGUUGUGGAAUUUAGCCUCCAUAAUCGGUGGCUAAUUGUGUACAAUCUAUGUUUCUCUGGGGAACUCUAAAACAUCACCACACUGCAAAUGUCUCUGACCCUGCACACUGUGGCUUCCAGGUGCUUAAGAAGACAUGGUCCCCUCUAAUUACAGGCAAGUACACAGGUGAUUUAAAAAAAGCAGUGAUCGGCCAUCCUGGUCUACAAAGUGAGUUCCAGGAUAGCUAGGGCUGUUACACAGAGAAACCCUGUCUCCAACACCCCCACCAUCACCACCACCACACAAAAGUAAGCAGUGACGGGCUGGAGAGAUGGCUCGGCGGUAAAAGCCACUGGCUGCUUUUCCAGAGGACCAGGGUUCAUUCCCAGCAUCCACAUGAUAGCUCAUAACUGUAACUCCAGUUCCAGAGGCUCUGACGCCAAUACGCGUUAAAUAAGAAAAAUAAAAAGCAGUGACAAAGCCUUGGAUUCAUGCCUUUGGACCUAUCCUCCGCUUGUGCUACUCACCCAAGACUAAACCAAAUGUUCUUUUUACCCUGUCCUAGGGACGUUUGUACAGUCUUUUAACCACAGAGCAUCACACCUAGUUAGUUGCCUCCGUUUUUCUUUCCCACUAGACCACAAGCUCUCUCAGCUGUGGUGCAUUUUAUUCAGCGUGUCCCCAGGGCCUUAAAAGGAGCCCCAGCACACCUCUUGCGCGCUCAGAGCAUUUGCAAAGAACCAAUCAAUGCGAGAAUGAAUGCGCCACCCGGCCCUGCAGGGUCGCGGAGCGCCUCUCCAUCCUGACUUUGCUCUCUGUGCCCAGGCAGCUCUCGCAGAAGAGGUCGGGAGUUCGAGGGGGUCACGGAGAACCAGGGCGAAAGACUGUGCGGAGCCCGGCUGCGCGGGGGUGCUUGCCCACCUACCAAGAAGAGCUUCCCCUGCACCAGGAUAACUUCACCUCCCGGAAGCCGCCGCGCCGGCCUUGCCCCGCCCCUCCGGAAAGUGGGCGUGACCCUCAUGAAUAAUGAAUCGCCGGGGGGAGGGGAGGGGUCCGCCCCCCUCGGGCGGGAAGGGGGAAGCGCCGAGGCUGCCUGACUGGAAUCCAGGGAGCUGCAGCGACGGCGGCCGCGGGAGCAGGGCCGGCCAUGGCGGUGUGGACGCGGGCCACCAAAGCGGGGCUGGUGGAGCUGCUGCUCAGGGAGCGCUGGGUGCGGGUGGUGGCCGAACUCAGCGGCGAGAGCCUGAGCCUGACGGGCGACGCGGCGGCGAUCGAGCCCGAGCCGCCGGCUGCCGCCUUCAACGGUCUUCCGAACGGCGGCGGCGCCGGCGGCGGCGGCGACUCGCUGCCCGGGAGCCCGAACCGCGGCCUGGGGCCGCCCAGCCCGCCCGCCCCGCACCGCGACCCCGCGGGGGAGGCGGGCGCCUCGCCGCCCGUGCGCCGAGUGCGAGUGGUGAAGCAGGAGGCGGGCGGCCUGGGCAUCAGCAUCAAGGGCGGCCGCGAGAACCGGAUGCCGAUCCUCAUCUCCAAGAUCUUCCCGGGGCUGGCGGCCGACCAGAGCCGGGCGCUGCGCCUGGGCGACGCCAUCCUGUCGGUGAACGGCACCGACCUGCGCCAGGCCACCCACGACCAGGCCGUGCAGGCGCUGAAGCGCGCGGGCAAGGAGGUGCUGCUGGAGGUCAAGUUCAUCCGAGAAGUAACACCGUAUAUCAAGAAGCCAUCUUUAGUAUCAGAUCUGCCAUGGGAAGGGGCUGCUCCCCAGUCACCAAACUUUAGUGGAAGUGAAGACUCUGGUUCUCCAAAGCAUCAGAAUAGCACCAAGGACAGGAAGGUCAUCCCUCUCAAAAUGUGCUUUGCUGCUAGAAACCUAAGCAUGCCAGAUCUGGAGAACAGAUUGAUAGAGCUACAUUCUCCUGAUAGCAGGAACACCUUGAUCCUACGCUGCAAAGAUACGGCCACAGCACACUCCUGGUUCGUAGCUAUCCACACCAACAUAAUGGCUCUCCUCCCACAGGUACUGGCUGAACUCAAUGCCAUGCUUGGUGCAACCAGUACAGCGGGAGGCAGCAAGGAAGUCAAGCACAUUGCCUGGUUGGCAGAACAGGCAAAACUAGAUGGUGGAAGACAGCAGUGGAGGCCUGUUCUCAUGGCUGUGACCGAGAAGGAUCUGCUACUUUAUGAUUGUAUGCCAUGGACAAGAGAUGCCUGGGCAUCGCCAUGUCAUAGCUACCCUCUAGUUGCCACAAGAUUGGUUCAUUCAGGUUCUGGAUGUCGAUCACCCUCCCUUGGAUCUGACCUUACCUUUGCUACAAGGACGGGCUCUCGGCAGGGCAUUGAGAUGCAUCUCUUCAGGGUUGAAACACAUCGGGAUUUGUCGACCUGGACCAGAAUACUUGUUCAAGGUUGUCAUGCUGCUGCUGAGCUGGUCAAGGAAGUCUCCCUAGGCUGCACCUUAAGUGGCCAGGAGGUAAGAUUCACUGUCCACUACGAACAUGGGUUCACUAUCUCCAGAGACAAUGGAGGUUCCAGCAGCAUACUGUACCGCUAUCCUUUUGAACGGCUGAAGAUGUCUGCUGAUGACGGCAUCAGAAACCUCUAUCUGGAUUUUGGUGGUCCUGAGGGAGAACUGACUGUGGACCUGCAUUCUUGUCCAAAGCCGAUUGUAUUCGUGUUGCACACAUUCUUAUCUGCCAAAGUCACUCGAAUGGGACUGCUUGUAUGAGCAACGAGAAGUAAGGAAGAGCUGACUGUCACAGGAAGUAUUUCCACCUCCGAAAAAUGAAAAUUAAAACAAGCAUCAACAACAGAGAAGCACAAAAAGCAGCCCUUGCUCUCCUCCAUCAUAGUGCCUUCCCAAGGACCUGCAGAUCACUGCUGAAACCACAGGGUUUGAAGAGGGGCCGACCUCUCCCACACAGCCUUGGCCAGAAGUUCUAGACCUGAAAUAAGCUCCAAAUUGAAGCUGUUGAUUUAUCGUCUCAUUUCACAAUGUGAUCGCUAAGUAAUUACGUUUAUUACGUUUAUAUCUAACCCUGUUAUGAAGGCUGGCUCUUGGGGCUUCUCUUCGGAUAUAAACAAAUAGCCAAAAGAGGUUCUUCUUUUCUUCCUGGAGGAUUUGUCUAGGGCUUAGCCCGAGCUCUUAAUAGGGUAACUUGCUGCCCAGAGGGAGCGUGCAGCAGCCCAGCCCUCAGACUUCCCACCCAGGUCCAUUGCACGCAGUGUUACUCUCUACCUGUUCUUCCCCAGAGGUCCUCGGGUCCACCCUGGCUCCACCCUGCCCCCCACCCCACCUUUGACACCAGCCCUGACACCAGUGCUACCUAGAGUCUGGCCACCUUUGCCUUCACUCCCUUUUUUUUUUUGUAGUUGGCCAAGUUGAAAAGCAAGUUGGAAACGGCUGCUCUGAAAGAGGAGCUUUGCUUCCUUUAGUUUUUGAGUUUGUAUUUGGUAGGAGCCAGGGGAUGGUCUAAGGUUUAUUUUGAAAGAAAGAUCCUCAUUUAAGCUAAGCCAUUUCUUACUGCUUACCAAAUGUGCCUUUGGUUAGGGUCAGUGGAGCUUUAUUAGUGACUGUAGUUGAUUGGAUCUCACUGCCAUUGUAGGAGUCAUCCUUGAGGUCGGUUCCUUAAUGGCAUCUUUUGGUGGCGACUUUGUGGGUCAUUAGCUUUGCAGCACAGAUGCCAUGUCAAGUGGCACAGGGCACUGUGAGCCCAGGAAAGAUCCUGGUACUGGACUUUUGUGGCCCCACAGUAGUGAAAACAAGUCACCUCCAGCUCAAGGUUUAACAGUGGCUGAGAGGGCAGAGUGAUGAGACAGACCUCACAGUCACCUGCUUUUGCUCAGGAUGGCCAAGUGUCAUCAUGACUCAGCAUCAGGGUGCUUUCUGAUUUUGUGGCCUGGAAAAUCAUACUCAGCUUGUUUUUCCUGGGUUGGAAGGAGGAAAUAGAUGUGUGUAGAAACAUUUGAGAUAGUCUCUCUACAUAAAAUAUCCAGAUUAGCACAGUCCCUAAAUCUGAACAAAAAGGAAACAUUGGCUUGGAGUUUUCUAUGCUCUCUGAAAAAAUGUCUAGAAAUAGCUCCCAUGUUCUAAAUUUCUCUGGAGUGUUAUACAGGGAUGUGAGGCUUCAGAUGGGGUAGGAGGAGAAAAGGAAAGAAAACACCGCUGUUCAUGUGGAACUUGAGCUGUGUAGUUGGAGCGUCUUGACUGACAGGUUGGCCAGAGGAAAGAACAGAUACCCAGGGAGAGGUGGUGACUCCACAGUCCUCUGCUGUCUCUUAGUCAGGUUUCUUCCUGCUCUCUGCAGUCAGGCUAACAGUGUACAAGGGCCGGGGAGGAAUGUCCACCCCCACUUCAAAUACGUAUUGGAGCACCGAAAACCAAUGUUGGGAUCCACUUUAAACCAGAAAUUAAAAUCUGAAGAAUAUCUUUCAAGAACUUUUUAUGUUUUAAAAAGUCGUAACCCUGAGAUUGGAUCCAUCCAUGAUACAUCUUCAACUCAAAAAAAAAAAAGAAAGAAAGAAAAAAAGUAUUUUAAAGGUCCACCUGAGUUCAGAAAGCAGAACUACAACAGAUAAGCUCAGGCAGAGUGCUUGGAUGCUCUUGUUUCGAGGAGAUACGACUGGUUCAGGCUUCAGUAGUAGAGUUGAAGUCUUCCAUAUUGGUAUGAAAGGCUAAACCUCCAAGAAGUUUGAUAGGGACUUCUGCCACCCUGUCCCUUUCAGGAGCUGUAAACAGUGUAAUGACUUGGGGCAGUAAGGUGUCCAUCCGUUUGAGAACUGUGGCCCAUGGGGUUUUUAAUACUAUCAUUUGGUUCCUGGUGUAAAAUGGAGGCUUAUGGGUGAUUUCUUUGUCAUUAACAGCCCUGAGAGCGAGGGCCCUAAGCCGCUUGUUUCAGAAGCUGGAGUAGCCCUCCCCCCAGGCAUGUGGUCAGCUAAGUGUGUCAGAUUUUUCAAGCCACAAAUGAAAUGCUUUUUGUGAUUGGGACACCUUGAUACAUACCUGUAUUACCAAUUUUGUACUCAAAUGCCAAAACAUGGUAAAGUAUUUUCAAAUAACUAAAAAUGAACAUCCCUUGAUAAUUCACCUCUUUUAUAGAAUCAGCUAAAUUGUCUUUUUCUUUUGAAUAUUGUUGGGGAUGUUGUGGGAUCCUGGGUGUCAAGGAAACCACAGAGCACCCAGUGCUGAUGGACCACUUCCUGGGUACCUUUGCCUUCCAUACCUGGAUAGCCGGCCCUGGGCACAAGAAGUCUCCUCCACCACAAGACAGGGGACUAAAGGAGGCUGAUGUUAUCAACAAGCCUUGCCUAGAAAUUGGUAUCAAAUAUUUUAUAUAAAGAAAUGCUCAUGUGUGUAUGCUGUAUUUAUUAGAUAAUUAUAACUAAAGUCAUCAACUUGUAAACAGUUUCAGGUUAAAUUUGGGGAUAUGUAUGGGCAACCAAAAGUGUUACUUUAAAUGCCAUCUGCCUAUUUUGAAGCCAUGUUUAGCACUUUUUUAGACUAGGGAAGUCUGACAGUGCCUGGUGGGCUUUUUUGUCUUUUGUUUUUGUCUGAACUCUGAGUUUGUUACUGGAAAUUAUUUUCAUGGUAGGAGAGAUUGAAUUAUUUAUUUUUUUAUAUGUAGAAAAAAUCUCUCUAACCAACAAAAAGCUAACAUUGUUUCUGAUUUAUUUGUUUUCCUAACUUAUUCUCCUGAACAGAAUAGUAGUAAAGCUUUUGUUCAACUGAAUAAAUGCACUUAGCUGAUAAACCAAAAUUUAUUCUUUCAAAACAAGAAAUUAUUAUCACCAAAAAAUAUUAAGCUAUGUAGACUCUAAACACGAUUAUGCCCCCCCCCCAAAAAAAAGGGUUUUACUGUGAGUGGUUUGGAUGAACAAAAGUGUAUAGAGAAAAUGACUGAUUUCUUAAAAAUUUGUAAGAAGCUCAGCCUUCCUGUUUAAUUUAAAUGCAUGUGGAUUUGUUUUCAAAUCCAUCAAUGAAUGUGCCCAUGAGUUUUAAUGCAGAUCACCUUCCAAGCUGCUGUGCAACUUCUGUUGAAAGCCCCACCUGCUAAAAGAGUUCAGCAGUUUGGAAGUGUUCAGGGAAUAGACUCCAGCACUUUCUCUGUUCUUUGUAUCUUUGUCAGACACCUACCUAGAUCAUAAUUUAUUAUUCUCACUGGUUCAAGCUAUUGAGUGUACAUUACAUUUAAACUAUCCAAACAUUCUGCUUCCAUUUCCAAGUGGCCAUCAGCAGCUCUAGGUGCCAAGAAUGAACUGGCUCCUUAGAGAGCUGGGCUCCGGACAGUGGUGGCGCACACCUUUAAUCCCAGCACUUGGGAGGCAGAGGCAGACGGAUCUCUGUGAGUUCGAGGCCAGCCUGGUUGUAGAGUUCCAGGACAGCCAGGGCUGCACAGAGAGAAAAAACAAAACAAGUACAAAAAGAAAUUUGGGCUCAGAGUUAAGAGGGCUUGUCGCUCAGCUAUGAGGACUGGAGUUCGGAUCCCAGCACCCAUGGCCAAUGACCCAGGAAAGGAAAGAAGCAAACAAACUCUUCAUCUCUAAUGAGGAAGUCAAAUGCCAGGUCACUUAGUUCUUAAAAGUACAUUGCUCUGGAUAGAUUUUAAUAUGUAGCACUACAGUGGUAGUCUGAGUACUUGGGAAGCUAAACUGGGUUUGCCAGCAAGACUGUUUCAAAACAAGAUGAAAUUCUAGUACUUCGUAGCUGCAGGUAGCAAAUUAAAGAUUAGCUGUAUAGCUAGUUUAAGGCCAGCUGGAUUAUAUAUGAUCCUGUGUCAAAAAAAUAAAAGAGAUAAAUUUGAGAUUGCCUAACUUUAGUUGAAUUUUACUUUACUUGAAUUUUACAAAAGUCAUAUUCAUUCUUUCAAAUGUUUCUGUCAGGCACAUGAACCAGGUGUUAUUAUAGUGUACUGUGAGCUUAGUAAUCUUUCCAUGACAUUACAGUUGUUUUGUGGCUUUUCCUCUGCUGAAGAUAAAAGAAACUGCAUUUUCCCAUUGUUCCUUCUCCAUGCCCUCAUUUUAAUUAUUUAGUAAUCUAGAAUGAUUUUAACUUCUACAUACACUCCUUAAAAGCUGAUAGCAGUUACCCUGAACCAUCUUUAAGCUCUACCUUUUACUGUGUUGGGCAUCUAGACAUUGACUGGAGUAAUGAUAGGUGGAAAUCAGGCUGCAUGUCAGAGUGAGGUAUAUUCGAGCAGCAUAGUUGUUCCACACUAUAGUGACGUAAGUGGAAGUUAUUCUUUCCAGCAAUGGACUACCCAAGUAGCUGAUCUGAAACUUGUUCUGUCUUUUUUAGAAAAUGAAAUGACCUGGAGGGGUAGCUCAAUAGUAGAGCACCUGCCCAGCAUGUACAAGGCCCUGGGUCCCUCUGGAACACAGCUAAAAACAAACACAAACCCACAUCUGGCUGAUCAGUAACACAAGUUUAUCAAAGGUGAGAAUCAUAGGUUGAGGUUCAGGGAAUAGCCACAGGGAGCAUAUUAUUUUCUUGUCUCUUUCCAGCAGUGGCCAGAUCAACUGGGAAAAUGGUUGUUAUAUUAACUCAGAAAAACAUGAAUUCUUUCUUAUCCUUUUUUAAUGCUAGGCAUUGACAUUGACCCCAGGCAGGGCUUUGGGCAUGCUAAGUAAAUAGUCAGUGCCACCGAGCUAUGUAUUCAUAUAUUCCCAGCCCCUUUGAUUUCAGAAUAACAAGUGUUGGUUUUCUUCUGGGUCUUUAGACAUACUCUCUCGUAUGACCCACCUAGGUCAGCCUCAGAUUGCUGAUCCUCCUGCCUCCAAGUGCCAGGAACCACAACUGUGCACCAGCCUCCAUCUGUAAACUUGAGCAUCAUUUCUGCCACCUCUGUUUCUUCAUCCCACUUAGGGUGACUGGAUCAAAGCAUUUCCUAAAUUCUGUUUAUUUUUAUUUGAUGUAUAUGAGUGUUUGCCUCGUGGAUCGUCUGCACACCUGGUGCCUGAGGAAGCCAGAAGGCGUCAGAUCCUCAGAACUGAGUUCACAAAGGUGGGUGCUUGGGACUAAAACCCAGGUCCUCUGUAGCUGCAGCCAGUGCUCUUAACCACUGAGCCAUCUCUCCAGCUACAGUAUGUGAAGUGAAAUUCCAGCACUUGGGAGGAGUGAGGCAAGGAAGAUCAAGAGUUCAAAGUCAUCCCUCAGCUAUAUAAAGAGUUUGAGGUCAAUCUCGGAUACAUGAAACUCAGCUCAUGUGAAUUUAAUGUAAUAUAUAAAUAUGCUUUUUGCAAAUUAUUCUUUGCUCUCAGAUACCAAUUGGUGUAUGUGUAUGUGUGUGUGUUUGUUGAUUUGUUGGUUGGUUGGUUGGUUGGUUGGUUUUUCAAGGCAGGUUUCCUAUGUGUAACAACCCUGGCUGUCCUGAAACAGCCAUAUCUGAUUCAGAGAUCAGCUUACCUCUGCCUCCCAAAUACUAAGAUUAGAGGUGUUUACCACCAUGCUUGGCUUAUUUUUUUAUUAUUCUUUUAAAUAGGCAGCAAAGCUUAUUUCUAAAUAUUGCUGACCUAUUCAUUUUCAUACAUACCGUUUAAGCAUCUUUUUGUUUUGUUUUUGUUUUUGUUUUGUUUUGUUUUGAGGCAGGGUUUCUCUGUGUCCCUUUGGAGCCUGUCCUAGAACUCACUUUGUAGACCAGGCUGGCCUCAAAUUCACAGAGAUUCACCUGGCUCUGCCUCCCAAGUGCUGGGACUAAAGGUGUGUGCCACCGCCGCGGCCUCUGCCACUGCCACCACCACCCGGCCAGUGUCUUUUUUUUUUUUUGGUUUUUCGAGGCAGGGUUUCUCUGUGUAGCUUUGCGCCUUUCCUGGGACUCACUUGGUAGCCCAGGCUGGCCUCGAACUCACAGAGAUCCGCCUGGCUCUGUCUCCCGAGUGCUGGGAUUAAAGGCGUGCGCCACCACCACCCGGCAUAGUGUCUUAUUUUUUUAAGGUCCUUAUACACAUGAUAGCUGGACUGUUUCUCCAUUAAUAAGCACCCAAAUUGCAUUAAAAAUUGGCAAGAUUCCAGGGCUGGCUCGGCAGUUAGAACACUGGCUGCUCUUCCAGAGGUCCUGGGUUUAAUUCCCACAACCCUCUGUAACUAUAGUCCAAUGGGAUCCAGUGCCCUCUUCUGGUAUGUGAUGUACAUGCAGACAAAACACCCAUAUACAUACAAUACAUAAACAAGUCCAGGGCUGGAGAGAUGGCUGAGAGGUUAAGAGCACUGGCUGCUCUUCCAGAGGUCCUAAGUUCAAUUCCCAGCAACCACAUGGUGGCUCAUAACCAUCUAUAGUGGGAUCUGGUGCCCUCUUCUGGUGUGCAGGCAAACAUGCAGGCAGAAUACUGUAUGCAUAAUAAAUAAAAAAAAAAAUAAGUCCUAAAAAAUUAGCAAGAUACCACUUAUUCUAGGACACACUGGUGUUCAAGCUCAGUGGAAAGAGACCUAGAAAAAAUGAGAGGUUGACUGAGUUUUCCUACAGUGACAGUCCCUUUCAAUCAUCUUGCCUUCAAUUAUUAACCUGUCAGGUCAGCUUUUCAAACAUGUUUAAUCAUUCCCAGACAGCACCUGAGCUCUCUGUGGUGGGGGUGGCAUAAGGAUGUAGUUACAUAGGCUUCUCGUUUUCAAGUGUAGCAAGUCGUGUGAAAAGGAGGUCAUCCCUUCAGUGUCUUGCUCUUUAACCCUGCCCUUUGACAGGUGCUAAUGAUUGUAUUUUCUCAAAACCAGCACAUGGCAUUGCUGUCUGUCCAGUCCUGCAGGAUGGAAGAAGUGCUUUCCCUCUGUUGAGUCCUGUUAACAGUAGGUAGCUGUUGCAUGUUGCUGACGUUUUCUGCAUUAGUAGGAUUGAGGAGAGAAAAAAGUUCAGGUUUGCCGUCUCUGAGACCUCACUUAUAUCAUAUCCUAGGCCCUGGGUUCAGAUCUCCUUCAGUACAGGACGCCCGUGUUAUGGUUAGUCUGUUAGGUGAGUGGAGUAUGGAGAUCUCGAUGCCCAGGUAAUCUCUCUCCUUCCAGAUCUGAAGUAGUACAGAGCAUAACCUAUUUUUUCUCCUGUGCACACUCUGAUAUGACCCACAUGUGUGUAUUAUUCCCCACACUGCUUUUUUUCCCUAAGUGUAAGACUUAGAAAGCAGCGUAAGUAAGGCUGGUGACGUAGCUCAGCUGGAUGAAGGCUUGCCUCACGUACAGGAAGCCCUGGGGUCCAUCCCCAGCACCAUGUCAAACCAGGGGUGGUGGUCACAUUUGUGCGCCCAGCACUCACUGGAGAGGUGGAGGCAGGAAGAAGCUGUCCUCAGUUACAUGGUGAAUAUCAAGCCAGCUCAAGUGUGUGAAAUUGUCCCAAGAAAGAAUACAUUUCUACCAGUUGGUUGUUUUGGGCUUUCUUUGUUUUCUCUUUUUAAAAUCCUGUAUUAAAAGUAAGACCUCUGUUCAAGUCUUAUUUAAAGUGUCUCAAGUUUCUGGCUACCGAAUCAAAGACCCAUAACAUAAAACAGAGCAGUAUGUAUUCUCAAUUUUUAAAAAAGCUUUAUGUAUACUCUAUUAAUAUUGAUGUUUAGACAACACUUCCCUUGGGUUGCACAUCAACAUAUAGCAUUGUAUAUUACAAUGAAAACUUGUAACUUAAGGGUAUUAUAUAUAUAUACAUAUAUAAGUAUAUAUGCCUUUGUAACCUUUAUAUUGUAAAUAAAAAGUUGCUUUUGGA
Molecule: messenger RNA, 11664 nt
Organism: Peromyscus californicus insignis
Lineage: Eukaryota; Metazoa; Chordata; Mammalia; Rodentia; Cricetidae
Gene: Sntb2
Product: syntrophin beta 2
Exons: 7
Coding region: 2142-3716 (524 amino acids)
Cellular component (GO): intracellular anatomical structure; synapse; dystrophin-associated glycoprotein complex
Molecular function (GO): protein binding; structural molecule activity
Source: RefSeq, a predicted model, not a curated record